Messenger RNA from Rhinopithecus roxellana (golden snub-nosed monkey), 1148 nucleotides. It is a transcript of the gene METRN, whose product is annotated as meteorin, glial cell differentiation regulator. Gene Ontology annotation, molecular function: hormone activity. The record is from RefSeq and is a predicted model, not a curated record. Gene Ontology annotation, biological process: glial cell differentiation; positive regulation of axonogenesis. The transcript is spliced from 4 exons. Bases 47 to 1051 code for a protein of 334 amino acids. Lineage: Eukaryota; Metazoa; Chordata; Mammalia; Primates; Cercopithecidae.
GCGGCCGGGGCGCCGGGGCUGCGCGGCGGGCGGAGCGGCCGCGGGCAUGGGGGCUUCGCCGGGGCCGGGCGGCCGGCGCGCCGGGCUGCUCCCGCCGCCGCCCGGACCCGCGCCCCGCCGGGGCAGCGGUGGUGGGAGCCCCGACUACCCGGACGCCGCCCGCCGCGCCGUGGGGUUCCCGGCCCCGGCGCUGCUCUGCGCGCUGUGCUGCGGCCUCCUGGCCCCGGCCGCCCGCGCCGGCUACUCCGAAGAGCGCUGCAGCUGGAGGGGCAGCGGCCUCACCCAGGAGCCCGGCAGCGUGGGGCAGCUGGCCCUGGCCUGUGCGGAGGGCGCGGUUGAGUGGCUGUACCCGGCUGGGGCGCUGCGCCUGACCCUGGGCGGCCCCGACCCCAGCGCGCGGCCCAGCAUCGCCUGUCUCCGGCCGGUGCCACCCUUCGCAGGCGCCCAGGUCUUCGCGGAGCGCGCAGGGGGCGCCCUGGAGCUGCUGCUGGCCGAAGGCCCGGGCCCGGCAGGGGGCCGCUGCGUGCGCUGGGGCCCCCGCGAGCGCCGGGCCCUCUUCCUGCAGGCCACGCCACACCGGGACAUCAGCCGCCGCGUGGCCGCCUUCCGCUUUGAGCUGCGCGAGGACGGGCGCCCCGAGCUGUCCCCGCAGGCCCACGGUCUCGGCGUAGACGGUGCCUGCAGGCCCUGCAGCGAUGCUGAGCUGCUCCUGGCUGCAUGCACCAGCGACUUCGUAAUUCACGGGAUCAUCCAUGGGGUUGCCCAUGACGUGGACCUGCAGGAGUCUGUCAUCACCGUGAUGGCUGCCCGUGUCCUCCGCCAGACGCUGCCGCUGUUCGGGAGGCGGGGAUCUGGGGAGCAGGGGCUGACCUCCAUUCGUACCCCACUGCGCUGUGGCAUCCGCCCAGGCCCAGGCACCUUCCUCUUCAUGGGCUGGAGCCGCUUCGGGGAGGCCUGGCUGGGCUGUGCCCCACGAUUACAGGAGUUCCGCCGUGCCUACGAGGCUGCCCGCGCUGCCCACCUCCACCCCUGUGAGGUGGCGCUGCACUGAGGGGCCAGAUGCUGGGGAGGGGCUGGUAGGAGGGAGGGUGGGGGGCCCACUGCUUUGGAGGUGAUGGGGACUAUCAAUAAGAACUUUGUUCACACAA